GAGUUGAACUGCUCCCAUUAGCUUGGGUCCCAGAGCAAUUUUUCUUAAUUACAUUCAGCUCAGCAGGACCCAUUUUAUGGUGUGUUAGAUGGACAGAUUCCACAUGCAGAAUAGUCUAAUAAUUAUCAGUGACUUUGUCGGAGGAGCAAGUAAAUUCUGGGUAUGAUAUUGAUGUAGGCCUGACAAAUUUUGUUUUUUCAUUUAGGAGUGGCAAUUUUACCUAAUUUCAUCCUCCCAAAGUCCAAUCACUGUGAGCUUUUUGUGUAUUAGAAAAGAGUAACAGUGAACGUUACUACCUACCUAGGUGCAAAGCAAAACACAACGAGCCAUCUGGAUCCAACGUGCAAAUACACACAGAGGACAGUCUCUCGAUCAGAACGUACUGAAACCAUUAAAUCGGGAGGCAUUAAAACAUUUCCUGGACACCAGAGUGAAGAGCUUACUUAUCACAGUGACUCAUAUUUUUUCCGUUGACCCACUUACAGUAGUGCUACUGCUAGCUAAGUCAUUACUACAUCUGUCUGUUGAGACAAUUCAAGCUCCGCUCCAUUAGUUUAGCAGGUUUAUCAAAUACCCAGAUCUAAAAUGUAUAUUAAUCAAAGCUGGUGAAGCUAGCUGAGUUUACACAGAGCCAUGGCACCUGCAGUUUAUGUUAAUGCCUCAGAUCCUACCUCCAGCAACAUAAGGGCGCUGCUUCAAGCAGCUGUUCAAAGCUUGCAAUGGACUUAUUCAAUUUUUUGGCGUGUUUCUCAGCAGAGGGGGUUGCUGGUUUGGGGCGAUGGGUUUUACAAUGGGGAUAUAAAAACAAGGAAAACUGUUCAGGCAAAGGAGAAUCUCGGCCAGGAUGAGCUUUGUGUGGACAGGAGCCUGCAACUGAGAGACCUUUUUGAGUCCCUGUCCUGUGAAGGUGGCAACGAUGUUCAGCCUGUUAGGAGGCUGUCUGCUGUUGCUUUGUCCCCUGAAGAUCUUACAGAUACAGAGUGGUUCUAUCUGAUCUCUAUGUCCUUCGAGUUUGCAACUGGAAAUGGAUUACCAGGCAGAGCUAUGGCAAAUGGACAUCCUCUGUGGCUGUGUAGAGCCAAUGAAGUGGAAAGCAAGGUUUUCUCCCGUGUUCUUCUUGCUAAGACUUCUGGCAUACAGACCGUACUAUGUAUUCCGGUCACACAUGGAGUGAUUGAAGUAGGUGUAACAAACCUGGUAGCAGAGGAUCCGAGUAUUAUAGAGCAACUUAAGAACAUUUGGGUUGAUGAGGAGGAUCCAGAUCCAGAACCAGAGAUAUCAUCGCAGCACUCAACUUCAAGUCUGCAGAGUUCAGAUGGCAGUGUGCAGUCACAGGAAGAAUGCAUGCAGCACCCACACAUUUCUGGCUUACAGAAUGAGAAUGAAUCAAUGCAAGCCAUCAACUCCCCUAGUUGUUCAAAUUAUAUUGCUUGGCCUUACUAUAAUCAAGAAGACAUGGUCUACAAUGGUGGAGGAUAUGUAUCCAAUUCUUAUAAUAAUUCUCAGUUUCAGGCUAAUGAUCCCAUGCUUGUUGGAAUUGAGGAGAAGACCACGACCCACUCUGUGUCUCAACACAAGAACGAGAUUACUGAUGACAACAGUCCUUUUUUAAAAACAGUUUCUUUUAUACUGCAACAACAGCCGUUGAUCUUGAAUUAUACGCAGUUUAAAAAUUCCUAUGGCGGUGCUUUCUCAAAGUGGGUCAACAGAGGAGUUGCCAGAUCCUCAACCAGAUCACAAUCAAUGUUAAAAAGCAUACUGUUUAAGAUUACCAGGCUGCAAUGCAAGGACGGGGACGAAGCCUGGCCUAAAACUAGUGAAGAAGCCCAAAAUGGUUCUAAGCUAGAAGAGCUGAAUACAGGUCAUGUUCUCGCUGAGCGCAAGAGGAGGGAGAAACUGAAUGAAAAGUUCAAGAUUCUUAGAUCUAUAGUUCCAUUUGUCACCAAGACAGACAAGACAUCGAUCUUAGGAGACGCCAUAGAUUAUAUGAAGCAUCUUCAGCGCAGAGUGGUUGAGUUAGAAUCUUGCAAGAAGAAUCAGACAGAAAGUGAAUGUACUGGGCCUUCAAAUAAAGGUUUUGAAAGACUGGAUAAGAGGAAGAUCCGCGUUGUAGAAGAACCUACUUCAUCAACAAUUAUUAGAGCAGUUGAUGCAUUUCGAGAAGAUAUUGAAGUAUCGAUCAUUGAUGAGGAGGGUCUAAUAGAGCUGAAAUGUGCUUGGAAGGAGGGGAAAUUGCUGCAAAUACUGCAGACUCUCUCUCAUUUCUGUGUAGAAACUUAUGAGCUUCAGUCUUCAAGGGUGCAGACCGACUUCCUUGUGGCAACCAUAAAAGCAAAGGUGAGGAGAACGCCAAGUGGGGAGAAAGUAACAAUUGCCGAACUUAAGAAGGCCCUUCAGCUAGUUGUUCAAUGAUAUGGGUUGGACAAUUCUGUCAUUUAACAAGGUUCAGGUUCUUCUGUAUGGUCUUUGACGACCGUAAACAGGAACACCCAUAAUAGAAGAUACUUGAGAUGUGACUCUUCUUCUUUUAACUACCUAGUCAUCUGAAGACAGUUUUUACAGUCGGCAAAAUCCUUUAAUGUUGCAGAGUUUCCAGUAUGUAAUGUCUUGCCCACCAUUGUUGAGGAAAACUCACUCAGGAGAAAUUCAAUGAAGAGUAUACGUAUAUACCACCAAUCUAAAAAGUUCUUACACAGUUUUCUCCAAAAGUUCUAAUGCCAUUACUGAUAUGGACUGUGAAAAUCAAAUCCUACCAAUCUACAGAUUUUCAAUUGCCAUUUCUGUCCAAGUGGGGAAUGCCAACUUUUUACCAUACUCACAGAAGGUAGAAACCUAACAGAAGAUUUUACACACUGGAAACUGGAAAAACAGAAGAAAUGUAAUUGUAGGAAGCUGUACUCCAUUGGGUUUCUUUACAUUUUCUGAAAGGACAAUUGAAUAUGUUUAUUGCUCCAAGAUCAAAUGUUUUCAUAUACAUCAUGUUACUCCUUACAGAA
Messenger RNA from Cryptomeria japonica (Japanese cedar), 2996 nucleotides. RefSeq names its product basic helix-loop-helix protein A. The transcript is spliced from 8 exons. Bases 634 to 2412 code for a protein of 592 amino acids. Gene Ontology annotation, molecular function: protein dimerization activity. The record is from RefSeq and is a predicted model, not a curated record. Lineage: Eukaryota; Viridiplantae; Streptophyta; Pinopsida; Cupressales; Cupressaceae.